Fusarium musae is the source of this 1425-nucleotide messenger RNA. RefSeq lists its product as uncharacterized. The transcript has 5 exons. Bases 1 to 1425 code for a protein of 474 amino acids. Gene Ontology annotation, molecular function: RNA binding. The record is from RefSeq and is a predicted model, not a curated record. NCBI's taxonomy places the organism in Eukaryota, Fungi, Ascomycota, Sordariomycetes, Hypocreales, Nectriaceae.
AUGGCCGAUUCUGGAACGCCCUCCAACCCAGGCCAGCUGCCUCCCCCCCCUCAGGCCGGUGCUGGCGCCCCUGGCUUCGAAGCUGGCCAGAAUGGACAGCCUAUGGCCCCUCCGCCUCUGCAUAUCCCUCAGAAUACCAACCCGAUCCCGACUGCCAUCACCUCCCCCAGAUCCGCUGCCGAUCAAGGAGGCAUCUUGUCGCCUACCAGUGCAGGUGGCUUUCGUCGUGCUGCUCCUGAGCCCAACAAGCGUGCCCUCUACAUUGGUGGUUUGGACCAGCGUGUAACCGAGGAAGUCUUGCGUCAGAUCUUUGAGACUACGGGUCAUGUUCAGAACGUCAAGAUUAUUCCCGACAAGAAUGCGCGUGGUUAUAACUAUGGCUUUGUCGAGUAUGACGACCCUGGUGCCGCUGAGCGUGCCAUGCAGACUCUCAAUGGACGACGAGUUCACCAAUCGGAAAUCCGAGUCAACUGGGCCUAUCAGUCGAACACUACAAACAAGGAGGACACCUCGAAUCAUUUCCACAUCUUUGUUGGUGAUUUGUCCAACGAAGUCAACGAUGAGGUCCUCCUUCAAGCCUUCUCUGCUUUUGGUUCCGUUUCAGAGGCUCGUGUCAUGUGGGAUAUGAAGACCGGCCGAUCUCGAGGUUACGGUUUUGUUGCCUUCCGCGACCGCCCUGAGGCCGAAAAGGCUCUGAGCUCCAUGGACGGCGAGUGGCUCGGCUCGCGAGCCAUCCGAUGUAACUGGGCAAACCAGAAGGGCCAACCUUCAAUGGCCCAGCAGCAAGCUAUGCAGGCGAUGGGCAUGACGCCUACCACCCCUUACGGGCAUCACCAAUUCCCAGCACAUGGCGUCGCUAGUUACGAGGUUAUUCUGACUCAAACUCCCAGCUGGCAGACAACUGUCUAUGUCGGCAACCUUACUCCUUACACAACUCCCAACGAUGUGGUUCCUCUGUUCCAGAACUUCGGUUUCGUUGUUGAGUCUCGAUUCCAGGCCGAUCGAGGUUUUGCUUUCAUUAAGAUGGACACCCACGAGAACGCGGCUAUGGCGAUCUGCCAGAUGAACGGGUAUAACGUUAACGGACGACCUCUCAAGUGCAGUUGGGGCAAGGACAAAACACCCAGUGCUCAAGGAGCCUUUGACCCUGCUCAGCCUUACAGCCCACAGAGUGCUCAAGCUCCUGGCUUCCCAGGCACGCCUACGUACUAUCCUCAGUAUGGUGCCCAGUACGGUGGACAGCCUGGAAACUAUGGUGGACCACAAACUGGAUCACCGGCCGGUUAUGCUGGAUCCCCUAUGGGAUAUGCUGCUCCUCAAAGCGCGGGCGGCUACGGCAGGGGCCAACAGCCUCCCAAUGCUGAAUGGGCCCAGCCUCGCCCUGGACAGAACUUCAACAAUGGAUUUGGUGGUUAUCAGGCCUAG